GCAAGACUGGGCUCACAUACGCGUUGUCAUAUCUGUCACUUCUAGUGAGCAACGUUCUCAAGAUUUUCUUUGUUCGAGAAACUUGGUUUCAAAGCACCCUCACACCGGUCAAAAAUGACAUGUCCGAGUGCAUCCAUCAUGUACACGGUCGUUUGUCUAACCAACGUUUGUUCAAAUGACGAUAUCAUGACAUGUAUCUCUUAUCCGUUAUCUUUGCCUCAUUGCAUAUGAACUUCGCAGCUAAAACUUUAAUACAGAGGUGUAGAACUAACUGUGUAAGGCGUUUUACAACGCCCAACACACUAUCCAUAUUUCAAAUAUCUGAGGUAUUUCAGUACUGUACUCCAUCAUCAUUCAUUUCCUCCGAAUUUGGAGCUUGCGAUCAAUCACCCUUUGUUAAAACGCUCACUACAACGGUUUAGCUCGAUCAUCCUACAAGCUGCGACCCUGUUCAUAUUCUUCAUGCGGUAUGCAGGGUUGCCAUCCCACAUGCGACUCCUUGUUUGUUCAAACUUUGUGGGCACGAGUAUUUGGCAGUCGUCUUGUUGCAAUGCCG
Suillus subalutaceus is the source of this 556-nucleotide messenger RNA. RefSeq lists its product as uncharacterized. NCBI's taxonomy places the organism in Eukaryota, Fungi, Basidiomycota, Agaricomycetes, Boletales, Suillaceae. Bases 192 to 422 code for a protein of 76 amino acids. The record is from RefSeq and is a predicted model, not a curated record. The transcript has a single exon.